ACCGACACGAUGGCUGCUAGGAAAUGGUUCUCAUCCUUUUUCCCAACGGUAAAGGCCCAGGAAGAGGAAGAUAUUGUUGAUCCACAGACGGUAUUGCGGGAAAAGUGCGCUCAACAUGGACACAAUGUUCAACUGUGGGAAAAAUACCAGGCAUGCAAUGAACGUGUCGGUGGCCGUUCCCAAACGGCGGAGACCUGCGUCGAAGAGCUGUUCGAUUACCUGCAUGAAUUGGAUCACUGCGUUUCAAAGACCCUGUUUUCGAAGUUGAAGUGAGGCACUUACAGUAAUGAAGUAAAAUUUACUAGACGUG
Messenger RNA from Anopheles marshallii, 310 nucleotides. It is a transcript of the gene UQCR-11, whose product is annotated as cytochrome b-c1 complex subunit 6, mitochondrial. The transcript has 2 exons. Gene Ontology annotation, biological process: mitochondrial electron transport, ubiquinol to cytochrome c. The coding region runs from base 10 to 273 and encodes 87 amino acids. NCBI's taxonomy places the organism in Eukaryota, Metazoa, Arthropoda, Insecta, Diptera, Culicidae. The record is from RefSeq and is a predicted model, not a curated record.